Egretta garzetta (little egret) is the source of this 8302-nucleotide messenger RNA. It is a transcript of the gene KIZ, whose product is annotated as kizuna centrosomal protein. The coding region runs from base 5196 to 6857 and encodes 553 amino acids. NCBI's taxonomy places the organism in Eukaryota, Metazoa, Chordata, Aves, Pelecaniformes, Ardeidae. The transcript is spliced from 12 exons. Gene Ontology annotation, biological process: spindle organization. Gene Ontology annotation, cellular component: centrosome. The record is from RefSeq and is a predicted model, not a curated record.
UCUUCGGCGAAACCAGACCUUUUUAAAGGAAUUUGACCGGUUUGAAGCUCACAUGAAAACUUCAAGCUCGGAGAUGAUUCAGAAGAUGGAAGUAACUUUCUAUAAGACUUAAUAUGUGUUUACUGUUAUUACAGGGUUGGUUUUGGAGGAAUAUUAUGCACAUCAAGGUGUCAGGUGUUUGUGAAACCCCAUCGUAUGUUUCAGAGUGCCUAAAGUGGUAAUGUUGGGGAAUUUGAGAUGAACCCGAACUCUGCUGAUGUCUGAUGUAACAGACCCUGCUGUAGCUGUGGAGGUAGUCAGCAACGCUUCAGAGCUCUACAUUGAGUUGACAGUGAAGUGCCCUGUGCUUCCGAGUCUCUUGGAAGUGAGGGAGAACUGAGCUGAAAAAAUAUGUGGAAGUGGAUCGUGUGUUUGGAGUGUUAGUGGUAAGAUAAUAAAUCAGCAGUGUCUAGGUUAGGACAAAAAGAUGGCUUGAGUUGUAAUAUUUUCAUAAAGAUUUUGUUAUAAAGAUGUAUUUCAGUAAGGCUUUUAUUACUUAAAAAUACCCAAAUACAUUUCAUGGAAGUCAUUUCAGGACAUAUUUAAUUUACUUUUUUUUAAUUUAAUUUUUAAUUUAAUGAACACCCUAAAUAGCCAUAGUUAGUCUUGCCAUCCUUAUUGCUCUGUCUUCAUCAGCAGAGGAAGCAUACGAGUAAAUAACUUCUGUUACAACAAGUUACUGUGUGUGAACUACCUGGGCUAAAGCUGAGCUAAAAUGAGGUCUUGCUUGGUUCUGCUGCUAAGCAGUCAACUGGCAAUACUUGAGCACUGGUAAGAGAAAACAACUGCCCCCUCCAGCGUCCUCGUGUGUCACUCGGAUCUUUGCUUUUGGUAACAUUUUUGUGUGUACUCGGAGAUAUUUGAAGGAUUUCUGAUUCAUAUUAUUAAUAUGUUGUCUUGCUAUUUCCUGAAGACGUUUUGGGAUGUUGCAAAGGGAUAUAGGUUAGUAAUGAUCUCUGAUUUAAAAAAAAGAAAAAAAAAUAAUAAAAUUGUGACACGCUCAUGGCACUAAUAUAUGGAGUCAGAUUUCUGAGGAGGUAAAACUGUGAGGGAAAUGUGUUUCUAUCCGCUUUCAAAGAGCGGAAGCAUCCGUCAGAAAUAUUUGGUAGGGGCUAUUUCUGUCCCUCUGCCACCCCCCUUUGACUUACUGGAAGAAAGGAGGGCAGGAAACAAAUUAGUUGAGGCAUUUUUAAGCUCCUAUGAUGUGGUACUGAGGCAACACUUAUUUUUGUGUGGCUAUCCAGAACUCAGCUGUGACUGGCUUUUAUUUCUCUGAAAUGCAGUUCGAAUUAAAGCAGGAACAGUGUUGUCUGAGUGUGCUGUGUUCCUCCCUCUGCCUUCUGUUCAGGGGCACACGCAGCUUGAUCUGAGACAGUAAAACUUAGACUGUGAUCCUCUUUAAAAGGAGGUGUCUAGAAAGCCUGGGUCCAGAAAAUGUGAAAGUGCAGCAGCGCCCUUGGAUGACAGUGGUACAGGUCUGAAGGAAAAGUGUGGGGUGGCUGAGGUCCUCGGGUACAGCCAGUGUGGGGAAAGAAAUACAUGCCCUCUCAGAAGCACUUCUGAAAAAAGCCACGAGGAAGAAUUUGACUGCAACAUAAAAACAGGGGGAACAGAAGGGGAAAAAGGAUAAAAUGAUGUAGAAGUUCAAAAACAAAUGAGCAAACCUUACUUUAAAAUAUUUUUUUAAACUUUUCAUGUGCCCUGGAGCCACCACACUAGGAAUUGUUACUAAAGCUUAGCCUGAAGUAGGGAUGUAGAAGCAGCAAUGUACUUUAUUUUCGAUUUUUUUUUUUUUUUUUUUUUUUCCCUACUGUCUGGUUUGGCUUUUGCUAGCUGCAUCACAGAAACCCUUUGUAUGCAGUUCUUGCAUCAGAAAAGUUCCUUUCCUUCAGCAGAUAAAUGUACGACCUGAAGUGUGAGCGUUUGUUCUUCCUAAAAAUCUUCAGUCCCUUUAACUAUGCAUGUUAAUGUUGAUGCAGUGCCUAGUCCUUUUUGAAUCCUCAUAAGCUUUUUGUCAAAUCAGUAUAAGGUGACAACAAGCCCUGUAUAGUAAUUCUGUACUGUGGCUAAAAAAACCAACCACCAACUAAAAAAAACCCCACCCCCAAACUUUAGUGUUUUUAAAUCAGCUGUCUUUGCUUUCAUUGAAAAUCUUGCUUUUUUGAGAACAACUUGCUGGCCCCAGGCAACGCUGCCCCUGGUAGCUGUAACUUGCAGUGUAUGUACCUUGCCUUCUGCUGUUCACAUUCGAGUAAAUAGCCCCAGUCUCCGCUCUGCUCAUGUAGGAGGUUUGCUCCACACGGCAUUUGAGAUGGGGUGAUGAGACCCCUGCCUGCUGAUUAACGCCCCCCCUGAAGCGCCAGUAGGUUUGCCCGUGCGUUUGCUAUUUGGGAGGUGCUGCCCUUGACUUCAGCGUAGGGAGGGGAUGAUUUGGAGGGUGGUUAGCUCAUCUCCCUGCCUCUGGAAGUAAGGAAGCUCUCUGGAAAAGGUGCAGCUAUCUCUUACGGUGGCAAUUGAUUUCCACUCUAAUGAACCAAUGGGCCGGCUAAGGUCCCAUGGUUGCACACCCGUGUUAAUAAAUUCCUCGCACAACUGUAGCCCGGCUAGUGCCUGGUAAUUCUUUCAAGCCUGUUGGGUCUGGUGAUGUUCACAGAGCAUCUUUUCCUUGCCUCAGCUUAGUAACGCAGUCUGGAGACUGUCUCUGGGGGUCUGUGCUGAUUCCACCCCCCCUUGUUCUAUUUUGUUCUAUUUUUUAGAUUUUAUUUAAAGCAGAGCAGGACCGGGAAGUAUGCCAUGAAUGCUAGGUUUCACCAUUUGUUUUUAAGGAUUUUUUUUUUUUUUUUUUUUUCCCUGAGCAACCCUAAUGCUCACCAGUUUAACGAGCGGUCGGUUGUUGUAACACACUGGUGUGAGUCACAUUGUGCCAUGGGUUGAUGUGCAGGGCUGGCGUUCGUUGCUUCCAUUUUGAUGGUUCUAUGCCAUCCAUUUUAUUUUUGCCAGGUUGGACUUAUUUUUCUGAGCUGUUGAACACAGCACAUCUUGCAUAUCCUCUGUGUUGUGAUAAUGAAAAGCCCCCUUGUUGUGGAUUGCAUAAGAAUUAUGGAGCAUGUAAUCAUUUAAUCUAUCAUGGAAGCACAGAGAAAGAAAUUAUUACUAUUUUCUCUUUUUUUUCAUAGAGAGAAUAUGCCCUUUAGGAGUGCUUUAUCAUAACUGCACACAGUUUAUUAUGUGGCUGUAGCUGACAAAACUUCUCUUGUUUCUGGGAGAUUCACUUUUUUUCCCUGUGUUUGUGUGCCUGCCGUUUGUUCAGUAAUUUUGGGGAGCAUAAGGAAAUUCACUUAAGUGUUCGGGAAAAUCCAUUUGAGUUUAUUUUGAGCAUCUUUAAUUAUCCUGUGGGUGUUUUUUGUUUCUUAAUUUCAUGUUUACGAUUUUAUGAGCAGCUUCUAUUACCUGGGAAAUAGCAGACUUGUGAACGCACCGUCGGAGUGAAGUGCGGAGCUGGUGAAGUUAAUUGUUUUAAAGAUUUAUUUUCAUGCAUAUUACCUGAUGCAGAAUAGGUAUUGAAGUGCUUUCAUUCAGGGCCGAUGUAACUUGUUAUUGGGGUUUACAAUUACUAACAAACAGGAUUAAUUAUAGGUGCUGCCUGUGCUUGGCUUUUAAGCAGGAGUCCUACUAGGAAUGCAUUACAUUUGGUCAAUUAACCACUGUAGUGGAGGUGAGGGCGGUCUAGGCAGUUGUUUGUCAGAAACACUACAGCAAGUUGCCUUUCAUGCUGGGUUGCUCUGUAUAACAUCUGCCAUAUAUUUUUCCUUCUAAUAGCUCAAUGAGUUGUAAGAUGAUGCAUGUAAAACAAAUUCUAAAGCUCAUUUCAUCCCAAAGCAGCGGCGUCAUUGUCUGGAUGCAGCAGAAAUAAUUUGGCGUUACAAAUACUAGUUGGGAUGAAAUAAAUUUGAGUCAACAAGUUAUUACUGUUUUGUAGGAUUCUAAAUUACGCGAAUGAAUAAGCGUGUAUUUAAAAACCUGCAGAUGAUUGUGUACAGGCCACGUCAUUUGUUCAGGGGAGCGGAAAAAUGAGGAGAAAAUGGGAUCUCUGGCUUUUUAAAUCUAGUCCAAGUGAAAAACACUGCUAAGGACGUUACAUUUAAAAGGGCACAAUUUGCAAAGUAGUAUUUGUUGAUUUGUGAUGGGGGUUUUUUGGCCUUUGAUUUUAUGUAAUGGAUUUGUUCGCAUUUAGGCAUGGUAUGGAAGAGAAAUUCAAAGUGUGUUAUCGCUUCAGGAGGGUAACUUGUCAGCAGAAGGUGACAAGGAAGAAGACGAGGAGCAGCACCGGUAUCGUGAUGGUUCCCUUCAGGCUACUCAGGAUGCCAGCGAUCGUGUGAUAACCUCGUCAGUGAUGCAUCUUGGAGACCAAGAAGCACAAUCACAGGAGCAAUCUUCUAGAGAUGAAAACCAUGAUUCUCUGCAGAAAGGACUUGAGUACCAGUCCUUUGAAGCCCAGUGUGUUGGCAAUCCAGUGUUACAAGUGGGAGGAGAGGUCCUGUACCGAAGAGGCCCUUCUCAGCUGGCGGAGCCAUGUAACUCAGGCUUCUGAAACCUUCGUGCCGUGAGGUCUGGCUUCUUCAACUUCAAAGCACGUUCUUGAAGUCUUUUGAAGAUUUUGGACUUGUGCGUCUUGUCACUGCCGUCCCUGUUGGACGCAGGGCAUGGGGGCACCUCCCAGGAACGCUCGUGGGUGGCAGAGCAUCCUCCCUGGGAAAGGGGGUGUCACCAGGGGAGAGUAACGCCUGGAUGAGACGAGCCCCUGGCUCGACUUCACCUCCCAAGCUUUCAUGUGGUCGUCUGCUGCUGGGGGGGACUCGGCCCUUUUGUAAGGCCUAAUGGAAGGGAUUUUUUUUCCUUUGCCUUCAAAACACUUUAAUGAUAAUAAAAAAAAGAUGGUAUUUGUUACUGGAGGAAGAAGUGGGGAGCCCGCACUCCACCACCAAAGAGAGUAUUGUAAGUGUGCUUUGCGCAGAGACUUCAUUUCACCCCCAGCUGGAGGGACAUAGGUUCAGGAAUUUUGUUGACUGUCUUGGGUGCUGCUGGUUGGAAGACGGGCAGGAAUUGGCACCGGGGCAGCCGUGCCAAGAGGACUGUAUCAUCCAGCAACAGUCUUCAUGGGCUGCCAAACAUCAGCUGUCUUGGCUGCUGGAGGUUUGGACACGCGGCAGAAGCACCCCCAGCCCACAGAGAGCCGCUCAGCACCUUCGUGCUCUCCAUCGCUUGAUGGACUCAGUCCAGAGAGCAGAAGCACUGAUUUAGAGAGUGAUGCAUCAGUGGUGGGAGCAGCGAGGCGUGGGGACCUGACAGCCAGUGAGGAAGGCUCCGAGCAGCUCAUCUCCUCAGCAUCUGAUCCCGAACCGGCUGCCCCCGAGGAGGAAUGGCCGUGGGGAGGCAUCCCAGGACCAAAGCCUCACCUGAGUAAGGAGGCAAGCUGGGAGAGCAGCACUGAGCUCCCUGUCCCUGCGACUGCUGAGGAGGCGAUGCCGAGUGCUCCUGGCAUGCUGCAGGGAAUGGCCUUGCCAGCGGACGGCCGGGAGUGGGGCAGGGAUGCCCACACUGCGGAGGGCUCCCUGCUGCAACCACCAAACCCUCCCACAGCACAGGAGGAGCCCUUGGUCAGCACUGCACCAGGCGGGCACGGCGGGACGCUGGCGGGACUCUCCCGCGCGCUGCAGUUGAUAGAAGAGGUGGUGGUGAGGACGAGCCCCCAGCGCCGGGCACUGUACCAGGGCGAGCGCCUGGGGACGACGGGGACAGCGGAGCUGCUCAGCUUUUGUAAUCGGGCUGGCAGUCUGAAAGAAGACGACCUUGAAGCAUGCGAAGCAGUCGUCCUUCAUCAGCUUCGGGCUUUAUUACAGAGUGUGCUGAAUGGAAGCCUCCCACCUGAGAAAGCACUCGAUGCUAAAGGUAGAGCAGUGGAUGAAAAGCAAACCAGGCCAGCCCAGCAGCCGGACGUGGGUGAGCUGCAGACUUGCUUCAGCAACCAUGCCUUGUUCUUGCAAAAGCACCAGGUUCGGCUCACAGAAGAGGUGGCAGAGAUGUUUGAAAGCCUGCUGGUUUCCAGCAAGAGGGCGCAGGAUGGCCAGGCUCCCCCGGUGUUGAGAGAGGUCCUUCCAGAAGAGUGUGGGGAUAGGUCAUCUAUUCAGAGUAAUGAAUCAUCUUACAGCCUGCCAUCGAUCCCAAGCGACGGCGGGGAAAUAAAGCAGGCGAGACACGCUCCCCGGCUCGCCGGCGUGGGAGAACAAGCGUGCUCACAUCCAGGAGUCGCAAGCUGGUGUGAAGAUGAGAGCAAGGAAGAAAGCGCGGUCGAAAAGAUUCCUAUUACAGGCUGGGAUAGCGGCAAUAAAAGUUCCGCGGCAAAAGCGAGCCAAGAAACGCAUUCGGGAACUAGUUCUUCGUCGAGUGAAAGGAGUCCUGCCUGCCCGAGGGCUGAAACCAGGAAGGGAAUGGUAACUGCCAUAAAGUCCAAAGGUAAGGAACAAAUGUUUACACUAUUUAAAAUCGAUGCCUUUCUAAGCAUGGUCUAUAUUGUAGCAAACCUGAGGAUGAUGCCAUGGAACUGUACAAAAUAUGAGCACAGGCAGACGGGAAAGCCUGGAAUUUCCCCCUCUCAACACGGGAGCCAGAAAAUAGCUGGCGAUGACAGAUUCUGGCCCAGAGAGGACAUGUUCCAUAGCGCGCACGGUGAGGAAGGAGCAGGGAUCAUUGCAUGUGAUUUGGAAGGAGCAGUGGAUUUGGAAGUCGUUGCUUCAGGGCUUAAAUCACACAGCAGCUAAUCACAGGUAGGAGAACACCUGGAGAAGGAAAACCCUGCCGCUUCCCUGACCUUCCCUCUGAACUGGGGUCGCAGCGUGGGUGGGCAGCCGCACGUCUGCGCGCACGCUUACAGUAGGUAGGCACACAAAGCUGCGCGUGUGCGCAUCUGGAACAGGGUUUUUUUUUUUUCCAUGAGCGAGCAGGCUUUCUUAUACAUCGGUGUUUAGGCCCUAGACGUUUUUAUUCUCCCCUGUGUUUCAUUCUGCUCCUUUGACCACCGUAACAACCGCUGGCAUCUGCAGUCACCUCUAAUGCAGGUGAAAUCGGCGCUGGGAGCAGGGAGCUCUUUGCCCCGAGCUGACUUAGGGAUGCCAUAAACGAUGGCUGCGUCGGUGCCAUCCGAAAGGCCUCUCUCGUGUCCCCAGCCCCUUUUCUUCUCCGCGGGGGAGCUCUGGUUUUUGGAGCCUUUCAGCGUCUCCGUUCUCCUCCCAGGCGUUCAGCCAGCAUGGCUCUGCCGUUCCCGGCCGGGCAGAGGGCAGGCCUGCAGUCCAGGGGGCCGGGGAUGUAGGAUGAAAGGCGCAGCUGCUGCAUUUGUAGAUAAGGUUUUUAUAUAGCUUGGGCCAUCAAAAGCACCGAGCGCGUUCAGAGCGCCUCAGUCAAACACGAGCUGAAAUGUCUGCGUGAGGUGUGACAGCCUUCCUCUCCCCGUCUCUGAGCCUUGCGACUCCUUUGGGGCAUCGUGGCGGUGGCGCUGGCUUUGGGCAACCAGCAGCCCCCUGGCAGUGGUCUGAGCAGACGGGCAGCGCAGCUCCCUGCGCGGCUGUGGGCUUGACGUGCGCUUCCCCACGUGCCCUGCUUUCCCCUUCUCCACGGCCGCAUGAACUCAGGUAUCGAGGAACCUCCCAGGCACGCCGAAUUUCAAUGUCCUUCUGUUUGUCUCAGUGAAAGUGUUUGCUACUUCCCAGAGCUGUUUGUUAAAGCCACGCAGUUCUCUGAAGUCAGUCUUGCCCGCAUGUGAUCCUGUCACAAAGCGGUGGUUUUUCAUUUGUGACAUCAUUGCCAUUUUUAUGCCAACUCUGUGAUGUCAUGCUCCGAUUGUGACUUCACCGCAGGGUCAAGUAGAGGGAGAACGUGGAACAUAAUAGACAAAGCUGUAAUUCAGGCAGCAGCUGGUCAAGUAAAUUGCUUGGAGUGGAAACGUUCUCUCAAGCUACCUUGAGGAACAAUGAAGUGGGACCUCUGAAUGAGCCCGCUGUUUGGCCACAGCAGCUCCGCUGUCGCAGACCCCGGCGGGCCGGCAGCACGCCGCGGCGGAAGCGCGCACCUCGGCCUUGCAGCCUUCUGAACACCGACCUUCGCCGUAAGCCGUGGCGCCUGUCUGCCUCCGGGGAGCUGUGAUCGUGCCUGCGGCAUAAAUUGACAUAAGCCUGGAAAAGAUUUAUCUUUUUUUGUUUUUUUUUUUUUU